Molecule: messenger RNA, 4081 nt
Organism: Bombus huntii
Lineage: Eukaryota; Metazoa; Arthropoda; Insecta; Hymenoptera; Apidae
Exons: 6
Coding region: 304-3105 (933 amino acids)
Biological process (GO): regulation of DNA-templated transcription
Molecular function (GO): DNA-binding transcription factor activity, RNA polymerase II-specific; RNA polymerase II cis-regulatory region sequence-specific DNA binding
Source: RefSeq, a predicted model, not a curated record
GUAAUAUGUACUUAAUUAUAAAUGAUAACAAAAUAGAAAUUUUUUAUUUGUAAAUUGCACAAUCUGUUACCUAAAUAAAUAACCAUCUUCGGAGAUGUAACAUUUUCGGUUAUAUAAAAAUAAACUACAAAUUUUUACAUCAAGUUUUACAUGCGUAUACAGAUCUUUGUUUCACAGAUUGGCAAUACUGAACUCAGGACUCAGGAUUGACAAGAAAGGAAGCAAACAAGGAAGCAACAAAAAGGAACCUGUUGUGCACAGAAGGCAGUGGAAUGAAGAUACGCCGCGAAUACAAAUCCCAUAAUGAACACCAAAAUAAACCAUGAAUAUGCUUCUAAUUCAUAUAACGGAGGUAUUAUGGGAAAUGAUAGUCCAGGUGCAUUAUUAGAUAUGCUUGCAGAAGUUGCAUCUCAGACGUUACAUUCAGAGAAAAAGCGUAGUAAAUUAUUAUUACCAUCACAAUGCAAGUCAAAAACAGAUUAUGUAAAAAGGAAGGCUCAUGAAUUGACCUUUAAUGUGCCACAGCUUCUCUCUAUGCCUGCAUCACAAUUAGUUAAACAAUUUUCUAUUUUCACAAGUGAUGAAUUAAAAAGGCAAUACUCAUAUACAUGUGCUCUUGUCAUUGGAUGUGUACAAAAAUAUACUAGUUUUGCAAGCGAAGGAAGAGCAAGAAUGUCUAUUAAAGCACAUUUAGCAGAACAUUUAGAAUAUUUAAAAACUAAUAAAGAAGCGUAUAAAACUUUUACUGCAAAGUCAGUAAGUUACAAAAAUUAUAAAAUUAGUCCUCAAAGUAAGAAAAGCAGAUUACAACAAUCACGGAAACCACAGGAAACAUUAAAUAAGGAGAAUAAGAAUGUUAUUACAGAAAAAUCAACAAAUUACUUAAGAAAUAUUCUGUUAAAUGAUUCUACUUUUAAUGAGUUAGAUAAAAAGAAAAAUGUUGAAACAGUAGAAAAUUCAAAAAAAAUACAUGAUUCUGAACAGAAAGAUACAGAAAGAAUGGAUUUUAAAGUUCUUGGAGAUCAUAGUUAUUUUGAACGCUUAAAAGAUGAAAUUCCUAGCAAGAAAGAAACAUCACCAUUUAACAAUUCUCUUGAAAAUGUGACAGAUGAAAAUAUUGUACUUAUGGUUGUUGGUGCUGACAGUGUUCAUAUGAAAGAAUAUCCACGUAUUAACAAAAAAUUGUCAGAAAAAAUCAAUCAAAAAUCUGAUACCAUUUAUUUGCCAGAAAUAUCAUGGCCAACUGAAAAUGGUGACAAAAAUACAGAAAUUAUAACUAGUAAACCCAAAGGGAAAGCAAAAUUUAUAGGUACUAGUAAAGAGGAAAGAGAAAUGGCAUUAGCUUUUAUGGAUCGUAUAAAGAAAAAGGGAAAUCCAACUGGAAGUAAUCUCGAAUGUCGAAUUUGUAAUCCACCACGAAGUUUCACAGCACCUACAACAUUGGUGUCUCAUUAUCGCAGUCAUGCUGGAAUAAAACCAUAUGAGUGUCGUAUAUGCAGAGCAGUUUUUACGAGAAGACAUAGUUUGAAAUAUCACAUGUUAAUUCAUCAAAAUCAAACGCGAUUUACAUGUGCUGAUUGUGGAAAGAAAUUUAGGCAUCCAUCACAUUUCAGAGAACACAGACGUAGACAUACUGGUGAAGCACCAUUUGGAUGUGAUGAUUGUGGACAACGAUUUAAAACAAGAAACACUUACAAACGUCAUUUAAAAACAAGACAUGGAAAAGUUCUAACAACUACUGGAGAGUUGCUGUAUCUGUCGGAAGAAGAUUUUCAAAAAGUUCGAACUAAUAGAAAGAAAAAGAAUAAUACAAAUAAAGAUCACAUGAUAGAUGAGGGCAUAAUUGCAACAAAAACAAUCAUGCAUUGUCAAAAUGAUAAUGACCAAUUACAAAAUACUGCAACUGAGGAAUAUAUUAUAAAUAAUGAUACCACUGAUAGUGAUAAAAAUUGGAAAUCAAGUGAUACAAUACAAAUUAUUAAAAAUUGUUUUGAAACUUACGAGGUGUGUUCAGAACCUCAUUUAAAUAAGACUGAAUCGAUAGAGACUGAAUUAUCUAUAAAAAAUAGAGUUUUUAAUAAAGACGAAAAUAGUUUAUCAGAUGAAUAUCCAGAUAAAGUAGAAGAUAAACUGCCACAGUUGCAAAGUGGUUCUUAUAUUAAGUUAGAAAUAGUUAAAGAUGGAAAUAAUCAAAUUAUAUGUCAUGAUAAUGUUGGUCAACCUGAAAUAAUUUAUCAUAAUAUAAAUGAAGCACCAUCAUAUAUUAAAGUAGAAUAUAGCAACUUAGUUAAUGACUUAGAAAAUGAGAAUAGUAUAGAAUUUCAAGAAAAUUUUAAGUUCUCUGAAAAUCAAAUUAAGAAUCCUAUACAAAUAAUUAAUGAAACUGAAAAUUAUUUUGAUGAAGAAUCCAAUAAUUCUGUAAGUAAACAACAAACAAAAUUAAUGCAAGCAGAUACCCAUAUUAAAACGAAGAACAAAGAUAGCAAUAAACAUAUAAUACUUAGUCAAGAACAUAUCAAAUAUGAAAAAGAAAAUAGUGAUAUUACUACUCUUAAUUGCAAACCUUUUCAAGAAAUGGAGACCCAUGAGAUUGUUUCAGAAGACUUAAUAGAUUUAAAUACAUUGCAAGGAAUUAAUCAAAUUACUAAUAAAACAAUAUCAAUUACGGAUACCUUAGCGAACCAAAAUGAAGAUUGUCUAUUACAAGAAGAUAAAAAAUUAAGCAAUUAUCAAACAGUUAUAACAAAUUUGAUAAAGAAUCGAGUGAUUGUAUCUCCAAAUUAUGUUUUUGAAAAAGAUCAAAAGUUAUUAAACCAAGUUGAGCAACGCUUAUAUAUUCAUAAUGAACCUUUAACUAGUAUAGUAGUACAAAAUAAAUGCAUUAAUAUAUUUCCACAAACCCAAUCAAAAACACAAUUAAAUAAAAGUAAAAAAUUUACACUCUUGAAUAAACACAUGCAAGCUAUUAAUGUAAAGCAAAAUGAAAAUCAAAAUACAAUUUUAUUGUUGACCAAUAAUACGUUACAAAAUAAUAUCCUCAAAAUUGAUCAAAAUAAUACUGCUGAUACUGAAAUUAAAGAACAGAUAUUUGAGAAAAGUAAGUAAGCAUUAAAAGUUUUUUAAUUUUUUCUGAAUCAGGCAUUCGCAUUAAAAAAGAUAUAAUUUUAAGAUAAAUUCCCUAUUUCUAUAGAUACAGUUUUAAUAAAAAUACACUUGUAGUAUAAAUAAUACUACAAUAACGUUUUGAAUUUUUGUAUAUGUAAAUAUUGUUAGAAGAAGUGUAGAUUUAAUAAUUUUUUAUUAUUUGAAGAAAGAAAGUUCAAUAUAUAUAAUAAUAAUUCUUCAAAAAAGAAUGCAUUUAAUAAAAUAUUUUUACAUGAUUUCAAUCAUAUAAAACACAGUAUUAGCACAGCUUUGAUAUAUAAUAAAGUUUAAAAAUUGAAUAAAAAUGCAUUUAUAUAUAUACAUACACAUAUAUUGUUUUCAAGUGACAUAAAAUUAUUUCUAAAACUGUUUAACCUAUAAUUUCUGGAAACAAAUUAUAGAUGUCACAAAGUUUUUAUUAGGCAUUCCAGAUGUUAAAGUUGAAAAAAUAGCGUUUAUUAAAUUUUCUAUAACAAUUUUUUAUGUAUAUAUUAACAAAUCAAUUAUACAAAAGUUAUUAUUAAUUUACUUAUUACAAUAGAAAUAUAGAUACUUAAUAACAAUUAUAUUUGUUUGUGUGCCAAAUAUUGGAAAAUGUAGUACAAAUUCAUAAUUUGCUUAGUCAAACAGAAAUUUUUAAUAUCACUGGUGGUUGCUUUCUAAGUUCUCAUAUAUUUUGCUUAAAUGAAUUACAAAAAUAUUGUUUAUUAUAUUUUAUAUUUAUUUUAAGCAAUUUAUGGAGAAUGUAUUACCUGUUUCUAUUUGUAGCACACUUUCUUCUUUUAUACAUAUAGAUCAUAUUUUUAUCGCAAAAUGUACAACAUUUAUAAACAGCAAAUAAUCAUUCAUUGUGCUAUCUUUUUUAAUAUUUUGAAAUACUUAUAUUUCUUCAAAUAUAGCUCAAAAAUGUCUUCCAUACAAAUUUAAAGUUUUCUUG